AUGAACUCGCUCCGCUUCGCACGUGCGGCUCUUCGGGCGCGCCCUGCCCUCCUGCGCGCUCCGAUCCAGCGCAGAGGCUAUGCUGAGGCCGUCUCCGACAAGAUCAAGCUGAGCUUGUCGCUCCCGCACCAGGCCAUCUACACCUCUCAGGACGUCGUCCAGGUCAACAUCCCCGCCGAGUCGGGUGAAAUGGGUGUUCUCGCCAACCACGUGCCCUCCAUUGAGCAGCUCAAGCCCGGCGUUGUCGAGGUCAUUGAGGAGAGCGGCACCACCAAGAAAUUCUUCCUGUCUGGGGGUUUCGCCAUUGUCCAACCCAAGUCUCGCCUGAGCAUCAACGCUGUUGAGGGCUACCCCCUGGAGGACUUUAGCGCCGAAGCCGUGCGCGCCCAGAUCGCCGAGGCCCAGAAGGUUGCUAGCGGCAACGGCACCGAGCAGGAGAUCGCGGAGGCCAAAAUUGAGCUGGAGGUUCUCGAGAGCCUCCAGGCCCAUCUCAAAUAG
Molecule: messenger RNA, 498 nt
Organism: Thermochaetoides thermophila DSM 1495
Lineage: Eukaryota; Fungi; Ascomycota; Sordariomycetes; Sordariales; Chaetomiaceae
Product: ATP synthase-like protein
Exons: 5
Coding region: 1-498 (165 amino acids)
Biological process (GO): proton motive force-driven ATP synthesis
Molecular function (GO): proton-transporting ATP synthase activity, rotational mechanism
Source: RefSeq, a predicted model, not a curated record